Argentina anserina (silverweed cinquefoil) is the source of this 1498-nucleotide messenger RNA. Its product is annotated as 2-oxoisovalerate dehydrogenase subunit beta 1, mitochondrial. The transcript is spliced from 12 exons. The record is from RefSeq and is a predicted model, not a curated record. Bases 117 to 1190 code for a protein of 357 amino acids. Gene Ontology annotation, biological process: response to nutrient; branched-chain amino acid catabolic process. NCBI's taxonomy places the organism in Eukaryota, Viridiplantae, Streptophyta, Magnoliopsida, Rosales, Rosaceae. Gene Ontology annotation, molecular function: catalytic activity.
AACACGGUAUGUGUGUGUUGAGGUUGAACUCAAACUCCCCCUGGCCCCUUCGUAGUUCUUAUCCGGUUGUUGACUUGGUUAGAUUCUCAGUCUGAUUCAGAAACUGGUUGCUGAAAAUGAGCGGCGGCAGUCUAGUAAGGAGGAGCAGCAGCAGAUUGAUCAGCUGGGCCACUCACAGCAACUACCGCCCAUUCUCAACCUCCUCCUCGUCAGCUGGAAAAUCACUCAACCUCUACUCUGCCAUCAACCAAGCCCUUCAAAUCGCCUUGGAAACUGAUCCACGUAGUUAUGUAUUCGGAGAGGAUGUUGGCUUCGGCGGGGUCUUCCGCUGUACCACUGGCUUGGCUGAUCGCUUUGGCAAGAACAGGGUUUUCAAUACCCCUCUUUGUGAACAGGGCAUUAUCGGAUUCGGUAUUGGUCUAGCAGCUAUGGGAAAUAGAGCUGUUGCGGAAAUCCAAUUUGCAGAUUAUAUUUUCCCCGCGUUUGAUCAGAUUGUCAAUGAAGCUGCAAAAUUUAGAUACCGAAGUGGAAACCAAUUUAACUGUGGAGGCUUAACCAUAAGAGCUCCCUAUGGAGCUGUUGGCCAUGGUGGACAUUACCACUCACAAUCUCCUGAAGCUUUCUUUUGUCAUGCUCCUGGUAUCAAAGUGGUUAUCCCUAGAAGCCCAAGACAAGCAAAAGGCUUAUUGCUUUCCUGUAUACGCGAUCCAAACCCUGUUGUGUUUUUUGAACCAAAGUGGUUAUACAGAUUAUCAGUAGAAGAGGUUCCUGAGCACGAUUUCAUGUUGCCUUUAUCAGUGGCCGAGGUAAUACGAGAGGGAAAUGAUAUAACACUUGUUGGGUGGGGAGCUCAACUAUCCAUAAUGGAACAGGCCUGUCUAGAUGCUGAAAAAGAGGGAAUUUCGUGUGAACUAAUAGACCUGCGUACUCUGAUACCUUGGGAUAAGGACACAGUGGAGGCUUCUGUCAACAAGACUGGAAGGCUUCUUAUUAGUCAUGAAGCUCCAGUUACAGGAGGAUUUGGUGCCGAAUUAUCUGCUUCAAUCGUUGAAAGAUGCUUCUUGAGGUUAGAAGCACCAGUCUCUAGAGUAUGUGGUCUGGAUACGCCCUUCCCUCUUGUGUUUGAACCCUUCUAUAUGCCUACAAAGAACAAGAUAUUGGAUGCAAUUAGAGCAACUGUAAAUUACUAGUACUGUAAAAAUGCAAGCAUGCUGCUUUCCUUCCCUCUUCCUAGAAAAUUACUCACAGUUCACCACCAUCGUCUUGCAAAUAAAAUUAGACUGGAAUAUGUAGCAGCAGCCAGUGUGCCCAAGAUUAGAUUUUACAACAAUGAAAUUUUCUGAAGAAUGUGAUUGUAGAAUCAAGUUGACACCCAUAUGGCCUUGCCGAACCAAGGUUUACCUUGUGGCGGAUGUCAGCGGUUCGAACCAUGCACCUAAUUGAACUCUUAUACACUCGAUCUUUUUAGUUAAUAGACACUGCAUACUCAAUUCGUGCA